AUGGCCAUGGCCUCUCACCACGUGAUCACGGUUCAGCCCCAGAUUUCGGCUACCCCGCGGGUAGGCCACUGGCAGACAGGGCUGCUGGAUUGCUGCUCUGACUUUGGCGUGUGUAUUUGUGGAGCCUUCUGCUUCCCCUGCCUCGCCUGCCAAGUGGCCGGGGACAUGGGCGAGUGUUGCCUGUGUGGGACCAGCGUGGCCAUAAGGAACCUGUACCGCACCCGAUACAACAUCCCGGGCUCCAUUCUGGGCGACUGCGCCGCUGCCUUGUGCUGCCCCAUGUGCGCGCUCUGCCAGCUGAAGAGGGACAUCAACCGGAGGAGGGAGCAGGGCGCUUUCUGGUGA
Cariama cristata (Red-legged seriema) is the source of this 345-nucleotide messenger RNA. Its product is annotated as placenta-specific gene 8 protein-like. NCBI's taxonomy places the organism in Eukaryota, Metazoa, Chordata, Aves, Cariamiformes, Cariamidae. Gene Ontology annotation, biological process: positive regulation of transcription by RNA polymerase II. The record is from RefSeq and is a predicted model, not a curated record. The transcript has 3 exons. Bases 1 to 345 code for a protein of 114 amino acids.